GUUCGCGCUCCGAUCCGGGAUUGACAAGAGGUCUUCUUGCCGCUCCAACAGAGUUUACCUGAUUCUGCCUGAUUCAUCAGCGGCGAAUACCCGGGAGCCAAGUUUCUCGCUCGUUCAGAUCGCACGUCGCACGUUCGUUUACGCAGCGCACGUCGCCGAGGAGCGCGCGGUAGAAUUUGUUAUUGGCCGUGUGCGAUCGCGAUCAGUCAGUCGCGCACGUGAGUCAGAGUCACCGAGGGAAUUUGUUAAAAAAGAAAAGAACGCGUGGCAGAGCCCGAGUCGCUUGAUUAUGUGCGCGAAAAUGGCCUUUCAGCAUCAGCCGGGUACCGCGAUGGAGUGCCUAAGCAUACCAAUUACAUUACACAAAGAGACAGAGAUCAAUGAAAAUGGCGAGGAGGUGAUGAAAUGCGGAUUUAAAAUCGGUGGUGGCAUUGAUCAGGAUUUUACAAAAAGUCCACAGGGUUAUACAGACAACGGGAUAUAUGUAACGGAGGUACACGACGGAUCGCCAGCUGCGAAAAGUGGUCUUAGGAUGCACGACAAAAUUUUACAAUGUAAUGGAUAUGACUUUACGAUGGUGACUCACAAGAAGGCGGUUUCUUAUAUAAGAAAGCAUCCAGUAUUAAAUCUUUUAGUAGCCCGUAAAGGUGUUACUAGUACUUAAAAAUAAUGCCAAAAGAGAUUUUUAUUGACAGAUAUUUAUUUCAUAUUAUACUCUGACGAGGUUUGCGUAUCCGUUGUAUUUUUCUGCCAAAUAUUACAGUAGGUAUUAGCAACCUCUAUUAAUUAAUACGUAGAAGUUAGUUCAGAAUAUAUAAGACGACGUUAAAUCAUGUGACUGAAAAAGGUUUAGAUUUCUCUGUUUACUUUAAAGCUGAGACAAACAGUUGUUACGCUAACUUGAUACUAUUAAUAUCUUUGUAAAGAAGUUUAAAAAGAGAAAUGCCAAAGUACAAUAAUGUUGCAUUAAGUUAUAUCUUCGAAUAUAAUGAUAUUUUUUCUCCAUUAAGAAUCCUGCCAAGAAUUUAUAUUACACGUAUCUUUCUUGAUGCAUUUCGCAGUUAUCAAAUCUAAAUAUAAUCAACAAUGAUAAGUGAAAUUGGACCGAUAUGAAUCUUACAAUUAAAUAGAGAAGAUGCCAUCUUUCGUCGGGCUGGAGCUUGGUAACUUAAUUAUAAUAUUUGUGCGAAUUUUGUAUACUUUUUCCAACUUAGCAAACUGCGCGCCAAUUAUUUGUCGGUGUUGAAACACAGGUUUUUAUUGGAAUAGUAAAUCCACAUAUUUAUAUCAAUAAAUCAAUUUGACAUUUGAUUGUUAGUAAGUACCUUUUAAAUCACUGUAAAGACAUUAUUGCGAAAAAUAUUACUCUAGCCAGGGUUCGAACCUGGAUUUUGUUCCAAUCCACGACGAUUGUCUUUACCAAUUCGAUCACUGAGGCAUGUACAAAUAAUCGACAAAUAAUCGGCUAAGUUAGAAAACAGUAUACAAAAUUCACAUAGAAAUAUUAUUAUUAGACUACCAAGUUCUAGCUCGAUCGAAGGUGACAUCUUCUCUAUUUAAUUGGAAAUAUAAUCACUUUAUGACUUUAGUAAAAACAUACGUAAUAGCCAUAAUAUCAAUUUUUUAUACACUUUAUUUGAUAUACUCAAAGUUCAAUUCCAGCGAAAGCAGAAUUGAUAUUUGUGAGAAAAGAUAUUGGGAAAUUUCAAGGCUUCCAUUCACAAAUAUUUAUAUUAUUCUGUAUGAGUUAUUUUCUUUAAAAUAUGAUAUUUUUAAAAGUACAAUUUACACAUAAUUGUCAAUUAUUUUGAUACACUUAUAUUUUCAAAUUAUUGUGAUACAUUAAUCUAUCUUUUUUAACCCUUAUGUGAGUGACGAGGUACCAGGUACCUUUUGCGUUUUAACAACAUAAACAAACUAAAAUUCUUUUACAUUCUAGUCGCAUUAAAGGGCUAAAACUUUGUGAGAACUCCUAAAUCGAGUUUUUUACUCCCCGAGUACCCGGUUACUCACAUAAGAGUUAAUAUGCAUAUAAUUUCAACAUGCCUAAAAUAAAUUGGAGAUGUAACAAAUGAAAAAAAAAAAAAA
Temnothorax curvispinosus is the source of this 2088-nucleotide messenger RNA. RefSeq lists its product as uncharacterized. NCBI's taxonomy places the organism in Eukaryota, Metazoa, Arthropoda, Insecta, Hymenoptera, Formicidae. The transcript has 3 exons. Gene Ontology annotation, molecular function: protein binding. The record is from RefSeq and is a predicted model, not a curated record. Bases 290 to 664 code for a protein of 124 amino acids.